Notechis scutatus (mainland tiger snake) is the source of this 3234-nucleotide messenger RNA. RefSeq names its product secreted frizzled related protein 5 (gene SFRP5). Gene Ontology annotation, biological process: canonical Wnt signaling pathway; non-canonical Wnt signaling pathway. The record is from RefSeq and is a predicted model, not a curated record. Gene Ontology annotation, molecular function: Wnt-protein binding. Lineage: Eukaryota; Metazoa; Chordata; Lepidosauria; Squamata; Elapidae.
GGCUGGGUGCAGUCCAUGAGUCAGGAGUAUGAUUACUACAGCUGGCCUUCAGAUAACUUUCAGCAUGGACGCUUCUAUACCAAGCAAUCACAGUGUGUGGACAUCCCAGCUGAUCUGCAGCUCUGCCACAACGUGGGUUACAAACGCAUGCGCUUACCUAAUCUGCUGGAGCAUGAAUCUAUGCCUGAGGUCAAGCAACAAGCCAGCAGCUGGGUACCUCUCCUAGCCAAGAGAUGCCACUCAGACACACAAGUUUUCCUCUGCUCUCUAUUUACACCUGUCUGCCUGGACCAGCCCAUCUAUCCAUGCCGUUCUUUAUGUGAAGUUGUGCGUGAUUCAUGUGCACCCGUCAUGGAAUCCUAUGGCUUCCCCUGGCCUGAUAUGCUCAACUGCAACAAAUUUCCCUUUGACAACGACCUCUGUAUCACAGUGCAGUUUGGAAACAACCAAGUUACUCAGCCAUCAGUUUCAAAGAUUUGCACCCAGUGCGAGAUGGAACACAAAGCGGAUGGCAUCAUGGAGCAGAUGUGUUCCAGUGACUUUGUGGUGAAGAUGCGCAUCAAGGAGAUCAAAAAGGAAAACGGGGAGAGGCGAUUAGUGGCCACUCAAAAGAAAAAAAAACUGCUCAAAGUGGGGCCACUGAAACGCAAGGACACCAAAAAGCUGGUACUGUAUAUGAAGAAUGCAGGCACAUGUCCUUGCCCUCAGCUUGAUGAUCUCAGUGGCAGCUUUCUGGUCAUGGGCCGAAAAGUGGGUGGGAGACUGUUAGUCUUGGCCAUUUAUCGCUGGGAGAAGAAGAACAAGGAAAUGAAAUUUGCCGUUAAGUUCAUGUUCUCUUAUCCAUGUUCCUUGCAUUAUCCAUUCUUUUAUGGAUCAGACCCCCACUGAAUGCCCCCCCCCACAUAUAAAUAUCCUUUUUCUGUGGGCAGGCUGACAUCAAGAUACAAGCUGGUAGAGCCCAUUUUUCUGAGGAUUCUGUUUUCCAUCGGAUAAUUGGGUUUGAUUAAAAAUAUUCGGAGGAAUCCUGCACGUUGUUGAUACUCAUAUGACUUCAGAGAUCUUACAGAAAUACUUCCUUAUCCUCGAUAUACCAUCAGCUGCCAAAUAAAAAAAAGUCUUUGUGGCUUUGAAUAAUAUCAUCACACCCAGUGUAUCCUCUUUUCGUCUGAAUUGUUCAGUAUUUUAAUGGAAACAUAUAAUUAAACUUGGAACAUUUGAAAUUAAUUCCUCCAUUUUCAUUUCAUUCUAAUAAAAAGUCUUAAAAUACAUAAAGAUUAAGAGCAGGAAAUCUAUGUUUAAUGAACCAUUCAUUUAUACAUUCUUUUAAACUUCUCUAAAGUGAUUGAUUACAUCAUUUCUUUAACAAUAGUCCAGGAAUCAGGUUCCAAGUAUGGCAGAUCACUGUAUUCUCAUGUGCUUGAAGAAAUACAUGUUGCUCAACCUAGGACUCCACUGGGCCUGACCAAAUUUUGGGCUUUCUUAUCUCCAACUCAAACAAAUAGAAUUUCAAGCAAAGAUUGAGCAAUUUUUUGAAAUGGUGCUAAAAAGGCAGUCAAUAGUUUUGAGCAAAAGGGAUUUUUUUACCCAUAAUUUCAGUUACAUACAUACAUCCGUGCCAUUAGCAGCUCUACCCUAAAACAUGUGGGUAUAUGUUAAGGCCAAGUUGCUGGAUAUGUUUUGAAACUAAUUCUAAUAUUAUUCUGGAGGCUGGCAAUGUAUCAGAGUAUAGUAUUCCUGUGUUUGCCUUCAAGGGAGGAUACCAAACCAAUCAGGUCUUCCAGGUGGCUGUCCCCCAUGCAGAAUGCCAGACCUCCAAGAGAAUGGACACCAGCCAGAUGGCAAACAGGGUGUAGUUGCUUUCCUUGUAUCCUCAAGCUGAGCACACAAAUGCAUAUAUAGCAUUAGCAUAGCUGGGAGAUAGGAGAACUGCCUAAAACAAAUGGAAAGGAAUAAUCCUGCUUGCACACAGAUAUAUUUUUCAUACGGACUUAUUUCUAGCCAAAACUUUCAGGGGAAAAGAGUGGACAAGAAGAAAUAUCUUUUCCAAACAGGAUAAAAGCUUUUUCAGAUACUCUUAACAGUGUAUCUCAACCUGGCAACUCUAAAAUAUGAGACUGCAAAAUUACAUAUUUAAUGUUAUUUUUAUCCCACCUUUAUUAUUUUGUAAAUAACUCGAGGUGGCAAAUAUAUGUAAUACUCCUUUGUCCUAUUUUCCCACAACAAUCCUAUGAGGUUGGGCCAGAGUGAUUGGCUCAAAGUCACAUGCCUAAGGCGGGACUAGAACUCUCACUCUCCUGGUUUCUAGCAUUAUGCCUUAACCACUAGAGCAAACAGUCUUACAUGACACAUACACUGUGGAUAUCAAGAUUGCUUCUGCCAACAUUGUUGCCAUAACUCUUUAAAAUAUUUGUCUAAGGGAGGGGUGUCAAACUUUCAUUAUCACAGUGGCGUCACGUGACAUAUCGCAACUUCCCCCCUAUUCGCUAAACCAGGUAUGGGCGUGGCCAGCGCGUGACGCAUCCAGCCCGUGGGCCAUGAGUUUGACAGCCCUGGUCUAAGGUGAAUUUUUAUAGGUGAAAAAAUGGACAUUUCUGAAGUUUUAGAACAAAAAUGGGUGGCAGAGGGAAGAAGAAAAAAUGCUGAUAGGCAGAUGACUUGCACUAUAUAGAAUUUGAAAAAGAAACAUUUUCUAUCCUCCACUGUAUUCCAGACAUUAUGUAGUGCCAAAAUCUGUGGGAUUGCCACCAAAGAUACAAUAUUUUGGAUAAAUGAGAACUUUUAGUUCCUAAAUCUCCAGGUUUAAUUACUUCUAAUGUAAUCUGUACUUUUCCUUGCAAGAAUAUUAUCUAUUUGCUAAUUGAAUAAAAUGAAAAUAGAUGGUUAAAAACUGACAAAACACACUUCUCCACUUAAGCUUCACAACUACUGCAUUGUGUGCCCCUUACAUAGAGCAAGUCUUUUCCUCAUAAAAUCAUCUCAAACACACACAGAGAGUCUUGAAAGUUGGAAGCAUAAAUGUUUUGCUGACACGAAGGAAUUGUCCAGCUCUGGGAUUCCAUUUGUUCAAGUUUCCCUAUCAAUGGCUACCUUUGUGUCAUCCUUCUUCAAAACAUCCUCUUAAAUUACUUUUAUAAUAGAACUUUUGUCUAUUCUUAUAAAAAAAACCUCUUCGUUCUUCUCUCAAACUAAUGCAACCCAAACUCAUUUAAAAGGUUGGUGUUCUCCCUCUCCAAA